Messenger RNA from Chenopodium quinoa (quinoa), 2139 nucleotides. RefSeq lists its product as uncharacterized. The transcript has a single exon. Gene Ontology annotation, biological process: DNA integration. The record is from RefSeq and is a predicted model, not a curated record. NCBI's taxonomy places the organism in Eukaryota, Viridiplantae, Streptophyta, Magnoliopsida, Caryophyllales, Amaranthaceae. The coding region runs from base 1 to 2139 and encodes 712 amino acids. Gene Ontology annotation, molecular function: RNA-DNA hybrid ribonuclease activity; nucleic acid binding.
AUGGCCGCACUGACCAGGUUCAUCAGUAAGUCAACAGACAAAGCCUUACCAUUCUAUCAGUUAUUGAAAGGAAACAGGGAAUUCAAGUGGGGGGCCAAGGAGAAAGAAGCCUUUGAGGGCAACAAGGAGCAUCCGACUAAGCUCCCAACAAUGAUCAGCCCGGAGCUGAGGGAAAAGCUGCAGUUAUACAUCUCAGCAUCAAUACAAACAAUCGCAGCCGUUCUGCUGGUAGAAAGACAGAAACAACAAAGGCCAAUAUAUUUCGUGAGUCACGUGCUGACUGACGCAGAGCAAAGAUAUCCCCUGGUAGAAAAGCUAGCCUUCGCAGUGGUCACGACAGCAAGAAAGCUAAAACCAUACUUCGACGCGCAUAUAAUAGAGGUCCUCACAAACCACCCGCUGGAAAAAGCAUUAAAACAGAUGGAUGCAUCAGGAAGACUCUUGAAAUGGGCAAUUGAACUUUCUGAGUAUGAAUUCGAGGUCAAGCCUAGAGCAGCCAUCAAGGCACAAGAUCUAGCAGACUUCAUAGUGGAAGCCUCUUAUGAGGAGAAGGAAGACGACAUUGGAGUCUGGAAGGUGGAAGUGGAUGGGUCCUCAGCCCAAACGGGGAGUGGAGCAGGAGUCAUAAUGACGUCUCCAGAAGGAAACGUAUUCGAGUAUGCCAUCAAGUUUAAGUUCAAAGCGUCUAAUAAUGAAGCAGAGUACGAGGCGACACUAGCAGGCUUGCGUAUGAGCCUCGCAGCCGGAGCUCGCAAAGUACACCUGCAGACUGACUCUCAGCUCGUUGCCAGCCAGCUCCAGGGGGCAUACGAGAUAAGGGAAGCCACUAUGAUGAAAUAUGUGACCAAAGUGAAAGAACUGGCAGCCCAGCUAGUCCAAAUCCAGUUAGACUUAGUCCCCCGAGCAGGAAACUCUCAGGCUGACGCCUUAUCUAAGUUGGCCAGCUCCACCUUGCAAAGCCUCACUAGAACAGUGAUGGUCGAAGUGUUAGAAGAAAGUAGCAUUGCCGAAAAGGAGCAGGUAAACUGCAUUGGGAGUCGGAGAGCCUGCUUCUCUGACAUCUUGGCAUACAAGCCUCAUGGCUCGCUGCCCGAUGACGAAGUACAGGCUAAAAAGGUGAAGAAAGAUGCAAAUUGGUAUGUGGUGAUGAAUGGAGAGCUCAACAAGAAAGGCUUUUCAAAGCCACUGCUGCGGUGCAUCCCAGAAUGGGAGCAAGAGGGUAUCAUGGAAGAAGCCCACUCCGGGAUAUGUGCCAAUCACAUUGGCGGGAAAGCAUUGGGAGUGGAGGUCCUUAGAAGAGGGGCAUAUUGGCCAACUCUCACACAGGACACACUUGCGUACGUUAAAAAAUGCUACAGGUGUCAGAAACAAUCACCGGUCAUAAAUCAGCCAGCAAACGAUCUAACUCCGAUCCUCAGCCCGUUCCCGUUCGCUCAGUGGGGAAUGGACAUAUUAGGACCCUUCACCACUAGGUCGGCGGGCAGGAAGUAUCUUAUUGUGGCAGUUGAUUACUUUACGAAGUGGAUAGAAGCUGAGCCCACCAAAUACAUAAAGGCAACCCAGGUAAGAACAUUUAUAUGGAAGAGCAUCAUCACCAGAUUCGGGGUGCCACAGUGCAUAGUCUUCGAUCAUGGGUGUCAGUUUGACUGCGACACCAUAAAGGAUUACUUGGGAGACAUGGGCACCAAGUAUGCAAGUGCCUCAGUCUGCCACCCGCAGAGCAACGGCCAAGCAGAAGCAGCAAACAAGCUGAUCCUGACAGCCCUACAGAAGAAGUUGGAAGAAUACAAAGGUCUUUGGGCAGACUUAGUCCCAGAAAUCUUGUGGGCGAAUAGGACCACAAAGAAGGAGGCAACUGGUAAAAGCCCCUUCACCUUGACCUACGGGGUCGAUGCAGUUGUCCCUGUGGAAGUACAAAUCCCCAGCCUGAGGAUACAGCACUAUGAGCAGCAGGGGAAUGAAAAGCGCAUGCUGGAAGAGCUAGAUUUCCUGCCGGAAGUAAGACUAAAAGCGGCCCUUAAGCUGGCAGCCCAGAAGAGCAGGAUCUCCAAAGCUUUCAACAAGAGGGUCAAGCACAAGGAGCUCCUGCCUGGAGACCUAGACCUCAGGAGGACAACAGCAGUUGGAAGAGGAAAUUAG